AUGCGCAGCAAACCGUUCGCCCGUAUGCACGUCUGGCCACUAACAGAGCAGGUCCAGUCGCGCGAUGCGUUCGUCUAUAUAGAUCGAGGCAUGCAGGUUGCCGGUUGGAUACCACCUGCUAAGAAAUUAGCGCGUCGCAUCUACUUCUUGUGGACCGUGAUAACCACAGUCAUGGUCAUAAUAUUGCUGGAUGUGUCGCUUUUGAUGAGCUACUUCAAAGAUUUUCGCCGCUUCAAUGCGGGCCAGUUCCUCACUUCACUCCAGGUGGGCCUAAACUGUUUUGGCUCCAGCAUCAAGGCGUGCUACACAUUCGCCGGCAUUAAGAGAUUCAGCCGUGCCAAGCAGCUGCUCGAUCGCAUGGACCAGCGCUGCACGAGCGACGAGCAGCGGCUGCACAUGCAUCGUUGGGUGGCGCGCUGCAAUCAGGUCUACAUGUACUUCCAAGUGAUGUACUCCUUCUAUGCCCUAUCCACGUUUCUGGCAGGCGCCCUGAGCGGUCAGCUGGCCUGGAGGAUGUAUAACCCGCUUAUUGACGCAGAGGCGAGCAAGCAGCACUUUUGGCUAGCUGCCAUACUGGAGUAUGUGUGGAUGUCUGGUGCGGUGUUCCAGGACCAAAUGGCUGACUCCUACCCUAUUAUUUACUUCCUCAUGCUGCGUGCCCACAUUACGCUACUCAAGCAGCGUCUGCGCCGCUUGCGCACGAACACAAAACUGACGGAAAAGCAGAACUAUGCGGAGCUGAUCAACUGCAUUGGGGAUCACAGGCUAAUACUAGAAUAUUGCAGCACACUCGCUCCAGUUGUUUCUGCCACAAUAUUCGUGCAGUUUCUGUUGGUUGGCAUCGUCAUGGGUCUGACUGUCAUAAACAUUAUGUUCUUCGCCAGCUUCUGGACUGGCCUGGGCGCAGCCAUUUUCCUAUUUGAUGUCAUAAUGCAAACUUUCCCCUUUUGCUACAUUUGCAAUCUGAUUAUGGACGACAGCCAGGAGUUGGCCUACUGCUUGUUUCACUCCAACUGGUUGGACGCAGAUCGACGCUAUAGGCACACACUGCGCCACUUUUUGCACAAUGUCCAGCAGCCAAUUAUAAUGACAGCUGGAGGUGUGUUUAUUAUUUCCAUGAGUACAAAUGUUUCGGUGGCCAAGCUUGCAUUUUCGGUAGUUACAUUCGUUAAACAAUUAAACAUAGCAGAAAAUUUCAGGGAGUAA
This is a messenger RNA of Drosophila busckii, 1206 nucleotides long. Its product is annotated as odorant receptor 42b. Gene Ontology annotation, cellular component: plasma membrane. Gene Ontology annotation, biological process: sensory perception of smell; detection of chemical stimulus involved in sensory perception of smell. The coding region runs from base 1 to 1206 and encodes 401 amino acids. Lineage: Eukaryota; Metazoa; Arthropoda; Insecta; Diptera; Drosophilidae. The record is from RefSeq and is a predicted model, not a curated record. Gene Ontology annotation, molecular function: olfactory receptor activity; odorant binding. The transcript has 3 exons.